Eucalyptus grandis is the source of this 930-nucleotide messenger RNA. RefSeq names its product ethylene-responsive transcription factor ESR2-like. NCBI's taxonomy places the organism in Eukaryota, Viridiplantae, Streptophyta, Magnoliopsida, Myrtales, Myrtaceae. The record is from RefSeq and is a predicted model, not a curated record. Gene Ontology annotation, biological process: regulation of DNA-templated transcription. Bases 1 to 930 code for a protein of 309 amino acids. The transcript has a single exon. Gene Ontology annotation, molecular function: DNA binding; DNA-binding transcription factor activity.
AUGGCAGGGUCCGAAACCACUGCGAAGAACAACCAGCACCAGCACCACGACAACAACAACAACAACGUCUCCGCCUCCGCUGCUGCUGCAACUGCGGUUGUUGCAGCAGCCCCACCUUCAAAACCAUCGUUCAGGCGGUUCGUUGGCGUCAGGCAGAGGCCUUCCGGGAGAUGGGUCGCGGAGAUCAAGGACUCAUCACAGCGUGUCCGCUUGUGGCUCGGGACUUACGACACGCCCGAGGAAGCUGCGCGGGCCUACGAUGAGGCUGCGAGGGCGCUGCGUGGUGAGAACGCUCGCACCAACUUCGCAGCAGCCCCAUCGACGAUGAACCCUAAUAAUUACCACCAACCGGACUCGUCAUCAUCACCUUCUUGCGGGUACACUUCACAAAGUGACUAUGCUAGGCCUGGCCUGAGCUUCUCGUCGCUCAAGGCCAAGCUGAGCAAGAAUCUACAAAGCAUCAUUGCCAGGAGCUCAGAGAGCAAGUCGUCAAAAAGCCGGGUCAGUGACCACUUCACUUUCGCCAGCAUAUUCCACUUCAGGGGAUACAACCAAUACCAAAACCCUGGCGACAUCAAGAACAUAGAGAAGGUGGUGCAGCCGAGCAUCGUCGUGCCAUCAUCGCACGUGGCAGUCGACCUUGAGAGCCUCUCCUCAUGGGACAACUCAAGCGUCUCAGACUGCAGCAGCAUCGGGUUCCGGACCCCGGGACUCGAUUCGGACGGUUCUGAAGUUGGGGAAGCUAUCGGCAUGGCGGGUGACCAAGGGUUCUUGGGCUGGAUCGAUAGCCCGGAAUGGAACAAUUACGGCGACCCGGGAUUGAUGAGCGGUGGAGAGCUUUCGAGAAGCAAGAGGUUUAAGGUUUCUUCUUCGGUGGUGGUUCCUCCAACUUUCAGUGAAUCUCCAUACGACAACAACGGUGAGAAGUGA